UGCUGAGUUGUUAUUAGUGAGUCUCAGUAUUUUACAAGACUACACAAAAACAAUGGGAGCAUCCAAAUCUUUGGAAAGUAGUGGUGAGGUGAGAAUCAAACACUCUCUGAUUAAGAAUGAGAAGGAGUUUGUAGUCAAAAGAAAAAAAGCUGUUCUACAAAGUCUGAAGAAUCUUAAAAUAAGCUGCAGUCGGGAUAAAGUGCCACACAUUGCAUUACUGGGUUCUGGAGGAGGACAAAGAGCCAUGGUGGGUUUAUUGGGAUCCCUGGUUCAGCUUGAUAAAGCAGGUCUUCUGGACUGCAUCCUUUAUCUGAGCGGAGUCUCUGGAUCCACCUGGUGCAUGGCCUCCUUAUACCAAGAACCAGACUGGUCCACCAAACUAGAGACUGUGAAGAACAAAAUCAUUGAGAGAAUCAGCGGACCAGGAGUCAGCUGGGGAGACGCAUUGACUAAACUGAAGAAAUAUUACUACGGGAAAGACAUCUUCAGCUUGACUGACGUCUGGGCAGUGCUGGUCGUCACAGCGUUUGUAAAAGAGAUCGACGAACACAAAAUCUCAGAGCAGCAGGAUCAGCACAAUAGAGACCCGUUUCCCAUCUACACAAUGAUCGACAAAAAAUGCAAACAGCAAAGAGAUGGAGACCCUUGGUUUGAGAUCAGUCCACAUGAAGCAGGUUAUUCUCUCACUGGAGCAUUUGUGGAUACUUCCAGCUUUGGCAGCCAGUUUGACAAUGGCUUAAAGAAAAAACAGCAGGAUGAAAUUGACAUGCUGUAUCUGCAAGCUCUGUGUGGCAGUGCCUUAGCUGAUGUACAGGAGAUGGACUGUAAUUUCCUCUGGAAACGAAUAAAAGAUUUCUUUACUCAUUCAAUACUUAGAAUAGAAACAGGGAUGUUCGAGGAAAUUGGGCAAGACCCAAACUCCCCACCUGUUGACAAAUGUUACCAGGUGCUCAUGGAACUUGCAGACAUGAAUCUCUCUGUUUUGAAUGACAAAGACCCUUCUGAAAUUGAUAAAUCUAUCAGAACAAAGCUGAAAGACCUCGCUGGAGGAAAACGUCAGCUUGUCUUUCCAGUGCAAAAACUGAAUCUUUCUGACAAAGAAGCUGCACAACUGUAUAUGAAACAAUACACAAUGGAUGUAUGCAACUAUUUGAAUAGUUGGUUCAGUUUUUGGCCAUUUGAUGUUUGCUUCAGCAUUUGUAAUUGCAUGGUUAUGUGGAUCUGGGGAAGAAAAUAUGACUUUCUGCAUAACAUGGCAGAUAAGGCAGUGCCUGAUGCUCUUCUGGCAAGUGAAACAAGAGACUAUAUAGAUGCUGGACUGUUGCUGAACUCACCCUACUUGUCAGUUCUGAGAAAAGAAAGAGACACUGACCUCAUAAUUUCCCUGGAUUUCAGUGAAGGCGAUCCUUUCAUGACGGUGAAGGAAGCUGCUGAAAUGUGCAAUAAACUAAAGAUACCGUUCCCUGAAGUCAACAUUCCCAACGAAGACACAAAGAAACCAAAGGACUUCUAUGUGUUCAAAGGCAAAAAUGCUCCAACCGUGAUUCACAUCCCUCUGUUUAAUUUGGGCAACUGUGGAGAUGAAAUUGAGACCUGGUGGAAGAAAUAUUCCACCUUUCAAGGAGCUUACAGCCCUGGGAUGAUCGCUGAUCUCAUGGAGGUUGCUGGAAAAAACAUCUCAAACAACAGAGAGAAACUGCUGGAGCAGAUUGGUGCAGCCGCUGGGCUGAAAAAAUCCUAACAUUAAUACAUUUAAUGAUGAAUACAAGUCUAAAUAAUAAAACAGUCUAAAUACUGACUACACUGAUCUACUAAACUUAAUUAAAACUUACUAAACAAAACUUACUAAAUCAGCAUUACUUCUAAUAUUUAAUCAGUAGAAGAGCAUCAAAUGCUAAGGAUGCUUGCACUU
Molecule: messenger RNA, 1912 nt
Organism: Carassius carassius (crucian carp)
Lineage: Eukaryota; Metazoa; Chordata; Actinopteri; Cypriniformes; Cyprinidae
Exons: 15
Coding region: 53-1741 (562 amino acids)
Biological process (GO): glycerophospholipid catabolic process
Cellular component (GO): cytosol; nuclear envelope; nucleoplasm
Molecular function (GO): calcium-dependent phospholipid binding; calcium ion binding
Source: RefSeq, a predicted model, not a curated record